AUGGCGUCUUACCACACUCGAUCUUUAAGUUUUCCAUCAAAAUCUCACCCAGUUGCUGAUCAGGUAGAACAACAAUUGUGCAGAGUGAGGUCUUCUCAAGCUGCCUCUACUUCAUCAUUGACGAACAAACUUACCGAUCUAAAUGAUUUGUACAAAUGUGUUGAUGAGUUUCUUCAACUACCAGUUAAUCAGAAAACUCAAUCUGGCAGUUGGGUUGAUGAGGUUUUGGAUGGAUCUCUAAGACUCCUCGACGUUUGUUCUACAUCGAGGGAUGUCUUGGCACAAUCAAAGGAAAUGCUUCAAGAAAUACAAUCAGUUCUUCGCCGAAGGUGUAGCAGUGAACUUAAUAUAUCGAAUCAUGUCUCUGAAUACUUGAAAGCCAGAAAGACAAUAAAGAAGGUGAUCCAAAAGUGCUCAAAAGGCAUUCGAGAAGUUGUCAAGACUAACGAGGCCAAUCCCAUUGAGGCAACUUUGAAAGAUGUGCAAGCAAUUACAGUUGACAUCUUCAAGUCAUUGUUUUCUUACAUUGGUGGAUCACAGAAAAGUAGCUGGACUUUCUCUAAAUUUGUGAGAGGUCAAAAAUCUGAGAAAGAAACAGCAGCAAUCAGUGAAUUGGAUGCAAUUGAUGCAACAGUUGAUAUGUCACAGUUAGUAAAAUUAGAGUCAAACAUUGAAAAAAUUGAUCGAGUUUUAGAAUGCUUGUUUAGGCAUCUUGUUAAGACAAGGGCAACUCUUUUGAAUAUCCUUAGUAACUAG
This is a messenger RNA of Amaranthus tricolor (Joseph's coat), 756 nucleotides long. RefSeq lists its product as uncharacterized. Lineage: Eukaryota; Viridiplantae; Streptophyta; Magnoliopsida; Caryophyllales; Amaranthaceae. The transcript has a single exon. The coding region runs from base 1 to 756 and encodes 251 amino acids. Gene Ontology annotation, biological process: shoot system development; root development. The record is from RefSeq and is a predicted model, not a curated record.